Messenger RNA from Halteromyces radiatus, 1240 nucleotides. RefSeq names its product methionine aminopeptidase 1. Lineage: Eukaryota; Fungi; Mucoromycota; Mucoromycetes; Mucorales; Cunninghamellaceae. The transcript is spliced from 9 exons. The record is from RefSeq and is a predicted model, not a curated record. The coding region runs from base 53 to 1120 and encodes 355 amino acids. Gene Ontology annotation, biological process: proteolysis. Gene Ontology annotation, molecular function: metalloaminopeptidase activity.
CUUUUUUCUUUUAUUCACCAGUUUUUUCCUACCUACUUUGAACAGGAAUAUCAUGUCCGAUCUAUCAAACCAAAAAUGCAAAUCACCUGGUUGUGGUCAACCUGCCAAGUUACAAUGCCCAACUUGCUUGAAACUCAAGAUUGAUGGAUCCUUCUUCUGUUCACAAGACUGCUUCAAGAAAAACUGGACUACUCAUAAGGCUGUACACAAGGCUAAAUUGGAAAGUCAACCUCAUAAUCCUUUUCCCAAUUACUCUUACACCGGUGAUCUCCGUGCAGUUUACCCCUUGUCAGCUACUAGACAAGUACCUGAAGGAAUUCAACGACCUGAUUAUGCGGAAACCAGCAUUCCUGUUUCUGAAGAAAGAGCUCGAGGAGAUGCUAUUAAGGUUUUAUCUCCCAAGGAAAUUGAAGGUAUGCGUGCAGUAUGUAAAAUAGCUCGUGAAGUAUUAGAUAUUGGUGCUGCUGCUAUUCGACCUGGAAUUACUACGGAUGAAAUUGAUCGCAUUAUUCAUGAAGCUACUAUUGAACGAGGUGCCUACCCAUCACCUUUGAACUAUUAUAAAUUCCCCAAAUCUGUAUGCACAUCCGUGAACGAAGUGAUUUGUCAUGGUAUUCCUGAUCAACGUCCUUUGAAAGAUGGUGAUAUUGUCAACUUGGAUGUGACCUGUUAUUAUGGUGGAUUCCAUGGUGAUUUGAAUGAAACCUACUUGGUUGGAAAUGUAGAUGAAAAAGGUCGACUUUUGGUGAAAACAGCCCGAGAAUGCUUAGAAAAGGCUAUUGCGUUAGUGAAACCUGGUGUUCGUUAUCGUGAUUUUGGCAAGGUGAUAGAAGAUCAUGCAAAGAAGAAUGGAUUCUCUGUGGUUCGUACUUUUUGUGGACAUGGUAUUAAUCAACUUUUCCAUUGUGCUCCUAAUGUGCCACAUUAUGCUAAUAACAAAGCCGUUGGUAUUAUGAAACCUGGUCAUGUCUUUACAAUUGAACCUAUGAUUUGUGAAGGCACAUGGAGGGAUCAAUUAUGGCCUGAUAACUGGACAGCAGUGACUAUGGAUGGAAAACGAUCUGCACAAUUUGAACAUACAAUGUUGGUGACUGAAACUGGUGUGGAAAUCUUGACAUAGAACAAUAGUGGUGGGAUAGUUCAUGUAGAUUAGUAGAUAUAUACAGUAUAUAAUAAACGUACAAAAUAAUAAAAAAAAAAAGCUGAAGAAAUAACUUUUAUCAUUUUUUUAUCAUCAUCA